UGUCCCCCAAUCUCUGCCCUCUCCGCCCCUCGCCAUCUGCACAUCGUCCAACUUCUUUGAGCUGGCCGACCCGUGGCCCGCAUCCGACUCGCACCCGCGCCUACAUACAUCACAACACACACGUACUCUCAGCCCUGCUGCACUUUUCCGGAUCAAUCAAUACCCUCCCCGGGUUUUCUGUCCGUUGCCCCUUCGCCCGCUCUUCUUUUCUUCCCUUUUUCGCCCCCGGGCAGCCGAGUCCGCCAGACACCUGCGCCCUCCCUCUCCCCUACCUCGUUGUCGAGAAUUCCUGUGACGCCGGCAUCCACAAUGGCGGAACCCAUUAAGAAUCGGCGCGCAGAGGUCCCUGCCCCGACUCCGCAAAACACCCCUGCUAACAAUGCCCCCAUCUCCUCUCAUGCCCAACAGCCAGGCGUUGCUAGCAUCAAGGAGGAGGAUCUUGAUCGCGCUGCUGCCGCCUCCAUCUUUGCUCAGAACCCCAAGCUGGUUCAGAUGAUCCAAGGCCGACUCGGCAGCCUCGUCGGUCGCUCUUCCGGUUACAUAGAAUCCCUGCCUGCUCAUGUUCGCCGCCGUGUUGCUGGCCUGAAGGGCAUCCAGAAAGAUCACUCGAAGCUCGAGGCCGAGUUUCAGGAGGAGGUGCUCCAGUUGGAGAAGAAGUACUUUGCCAAAUUUACUCCCCUCUACGAGAAGCGCGCCGCGAUCGUCAAUGGCCAGGAAGAGCCCACCGACGCACAAGUCAAGGCCGGCGAGGAUGACAGCGAGGAAGGCGAGGCUAAGACCGAGAAGCCCGAGAAGCCCGAGAAGCCAGCUACCGACGAGGAGAUCAUCAAGGGCAUCCCCGAAUUCUGGCUGUCCGCCAUGAAGAACCAGAUCUCUCUCGCCGAGAUGAUUACUGACCGUGACGAGGCCGCCCUCCGCUACCUAACCGACAUCCGCAUGGAGUACCUGGACAAGCCUGGAUUCCGCCUCAUCUUCGAGUUCUCGGAGAAUGACUUCUUCACCAACAAGACCAUCACCAAGACAUACUUCUACCAGAACGAGAGCGGCUACGGCGGUGACUUCAUUUACGACCAUGCCGAGGGUGAUAAUAUCGACUGGAAGGAGGGCAAGGACCUGACGGUUCGCAUCGAGAGCAAGAAGCAACGCAACAAGAAUACCAAGCAAACCCGCAUCGUCAAGAAGACGGUCCCGACCGAGUCUUUCUUCAAUUUCUUCUCGCCGCCCAAGGCGCCCACCGAUGACGACGACAACGAUGCUGCGUCGGAUAUCGAAGAGCGCUUGGAGCUAGACUACCAGCUCGGCGAGGACAUCAAGGAGAAGCUGAUCCCUCGGGCCAUCGACUGGUUUACUGGCGAGGCUCUCGCGUUUGAGGAGAUUGAUGACCUCGACGAGGAGAACUUUGACGAGGAGGAUGACGAGGAGGAUGACCUGAGCGACGACCGAGACGAUGACGAUGAGGAUGAGUCGGAUGAUGAUGAUGAUGGCGCAAAGCCGAAGCAGGACGCUCAGGAGUGCAAGCAAAGCUAGAUUUGGCGCUUGAC
Messenger RNA from Durotheca rogersii, 1541 nucleotides. Its product is annotated as nucleosome assembly protein. NCBI's taxonomy places the organism in Eukaryota, Fungi, Ascomycota, Sordariomycetes, Xylariales, Xylariaceae. The record is from RefSeq and is a predicted model, not a curated record. Gene Ontology annotation, molecular function: histone binding; chromatin binding. Bases 310 to 1527 code for a protein of 405 amino acids. Gene Ontology annotation, biological process: nucleosome assembly. The transcript has 5 exons. Gene Ontology annotation, cellular component: nucleus; chromatin.